Durio zibethinus is the source of this 1216-nucleotide messenger RNA. RefSeq names its product ras-related protein RABH1b-like. The record is from RefSeq and is a predicted model, not a curated record. Gene Ontology annotation, molecular function: GTPase activity; GTP binding. Lineage: Eukaryota; Viridiplantae; Streptophyta; Magnoliopsida; Malvales; Malvaceae.
UUCUUAUCUUUAUUAUCUGAUUUAAUCCAAAUGAUUUUCACCCCUGCGCUCCAGCAUCUCCUAUAUAAAUGGACUCGUGAAAAAUAAUCACCAAAAAAACAAAAGAAAAACAAAAGACGGUAGGGAUCUCGAUCUCGUUCUCUCCGGCGACACCUUCGAAUUGUUUCCGGUGAGACAUCGACGUUGGAUCCGAUCUCGACCCGAUCCAUAGCAUCUUACUGACGUAGAUCCGAUGGCUCCAGUUUCGGCUCUGGCCAAAUACAAGCUGGUUUUCUUGGGGGAUCAAUCCGUCGGGAAGACCAGUAUCAUCACACGCUUCAUGUACGAUAAAUUCGAUAACACCUACCAGGCUACCAUUGGCAUUGACUUUCUAUCGAAAACAAUGUACCUUGAAGAUCGAACAGUUCGAUUGCAGCUCUGGGAUACUGCGGGACAGGAAAGAUUUAGGAGUCUUAUUCCAAGUUACAUUAGGGAUUCCUCCGUGGCAGUCAUUGUCUAUGAUGUUGCAAGCAGGCAGUCCUUCCUAAAUACUUCGAAGUGGAUUGAAGAGGUGCGUACUGAACGGGGUAGUGAUGUUAUCAUUGUGCUUGUUGGGAACAAAACGGAUCUUGUGGAAAAAAGGCAAGUCUCCAUAGAGGAAGGAGAAGCCAAGGCUCGCGAGCUCAAUGUCAUGUUUAUUGAAACUAGUGCCAAGGCUGGCUUCAAUAUCAAGGCUCUAUUUCGGAAGAUUGCAGCUGCUUUACCUGGAAUGGAAACACUUUCUUCAACAAAGCAAGAAGACAUGGUUGAUGUCAAUCUUAAGUCUACAAACGCAAAUGCAUCUCAGUCGCAGCAACAGUCUGGAGGAUGUGCUUGCUGAUACGCACAUCAUUGAUCUGAGCUCUGCGUUUCCACAUUUCUUUUGUGCUUCCGCGAUCCUACAAAGUGAUUGUAAAAAUUCUGUUAUUCCCCCUUUUUGUAGCAUUGGGCUUCAGGUUUGGUCGAGUUUUUAAUCAUAGAACUUGAGAGGAGAUUUGUUAAGCAUAGAACUAAAGAUAGAUUGGCAAGAUAUCAAGUAGUAUGUCCGCUUUCAAUUCAUAAUGUAUUUUGCUCCCUGUUUCUGAAGCAUUAUUACUGUAGUCUUUAUGUUUGGUUAUUGAAAAAGAAAACUAAAUUUAUGUAUGGUCGAGAAAGUCACACCAACCUUUUACUUUUGGCUAAUAAAAUGGCUUAUUCA